Necator americanus (New World hookworm) is the source of this 5871-nucleotide messenger RNA. RefSeq lists its product as uncharacterized. The record is from RefSeq and is a predicted model, not a curated record. Bases 1 to 5871 code for a protein of 1956 amino acids. The transcript has 55 exons. NCBI's taxonomy places the organism in Eukaryota, Metazoa, Nematoda, Chromadorea, Rhabditida, Ancylostomatidae. Gene Ontology annotation, biological process: regulation of gene expression. Gene Ontology annotation, cellular component: nucleus.
AUGAACACCCGCAGAGUUGGAGCCAUUCAACCGGACGAAGUCCCAACGUUUUUGUUGAUAUUUGGUUUCAUCACCAGAAUGUUGGAGAUAAGUGAAGAUUGUGAUCCGAGUUGGAUUUGUCCUUCUACAAGCUCAUCAACUAUUUCCCAAAAACCAUCUGCUGAUCACUCGGAUACUAUAUCUGGAUGGAGUGAAAUAGUAGAGUUUUAUCAUGCAAGUGCUUCUGAACCAGGCACCUCAUCCGGUCACAUCUCAAGUAGGAAAAGAUCGUACAAUGAACCGCAACCUGCACACACAGGAGAUAUCAAGUUUUCCAAGAAUAUCAACAACGGAUGCACCGUCACUUGUCCUAUUUGCGGAUAUCCUAUAAAGUCGAGUUGGCCACAAGAUAGUGAGCACACUCUCGGAAAACUAGUAAAACAUUUGCUGGAGCAUGAAGGAGCGUUGGAUAGUUCACGGAAAGCCUCUUGUAUGUUAUGUUACAAUUUUCUCCCGAAGUCAAAACUUGACGAUCACUAUAGGGAUUUUCACGGCGAACCGCCUGAGAAGUACUGUACCACGGAGGUAUUUUGUUUUACUAAUUCGGUACAUCGCUAUCAAGAUUUAAUAGAUAGAUACUAUCAAACACGAAAUAUGGAAUUGUCGACAGUGCAGAAAUGUUCUAAAAUAUCCGAGGAUUCGCUUUUCACAGGCUAUCCUACUAGCAGAAGUUUAGAAAAGUGUCGUGCGAAGUGGCGCAAGAAGUUCGACUCCACUUCCGACACAAAAUUCCUGUUUCGUUUCAGAGCUAGCCGACAUUCCAGAACUCCUUUAGCUUGGAUCUGCCCGCUGUGCGAAGAUUCUGUAGCCUUCUCGAGAUGUUCUUCCUUUUCUAACGAUAUAUCCCUGCGACUCUUCACACUCCGCCACUUUUCCUCUGAACACAAGGAAGUAGAGGCUAUAUCUGCAGCACUUCCGCAAGAAUGGGAGAUUCUAGCUCGUGAAGUCGGUUUUGAUCUGGAGCAUCAUGUAACAAAUAGCUUGGAGCAGCUCCAGCAGACGCAGCGGAGCUGCCAUUUCUACACACUGAGGAGUUUGCAUCGAGCCGAUAAAGAUCGUUUGAUAUGCGAGAUGGUCGGAAGAACUGCAAACAAGGAAGAUGUCAGUUCAUCUGAAUUUGUAGUAUGCGCAGUAUGCUUCAACCCAUUACGUAGGAUGUCCCUGUUUAGGCAUUUUUCUUUGGGAGAACACAAGGAACUAAAAGUACAUGCAAAUGAAGGUGAAUUUCGUGAAGUGUCUGAAAUCGCCGAGGCAUCGAUGAUGACUUCUGAAAAUUUUCCUUAUGUGGCGCUACGCUAUUCUAAAGUAUACCGAAUAAGAGAACUUGGAGAUAGCGAGUCUUUAACUUUCAUGAAAUGGCGUUGCAUUCUACCCUGUCGGAUGUCUGGCCAUGUUGAUGAUGUACUAGAAUUUCCAACUGUACAAAUGUUGAAGAUUCAUGCUAUGAAACAUUUUCAAACAUAUCAUGACCGUCUCUUCAAGGAGGGGUACCUAGAUUAUGAAUGGGAGAUUUUGAGAAGAGAACUUCCAAGCUCAGCUAAAGCUCGCCACUAUUCUCCUUUAACUCAAAGUUUUGACAAUGAGCCGUUUGAUACAACGAACCCGAAUCACUUCAUUGUUCCUUUCAAAGCGAAUUUGCUUCCAAGAUCUUUUAGCGAUGUUCAGAUAUGUGGUUUUUGUUUUUGGUGCGGAUACUCCUCACAAUUUCUCGGCCACAUAGUUUGUCACGGCUAUAUUGAUAUAGGAAUUGCACUGACGGAUAGGUUUUCUAAAUCACAAUUCCUGUCGUUGGAAUCCUCGAACGAAACUGAUGAUGCCGUAGAUAUCGAGAUAGAAAUUCCCACGGAAAUCUUGGGCUCAGUUGGGCUUGAACUUCAUCGGCAUCAAUGUGAGAGCAAAGAGGAUUCGACAGCCUUAUCAGAAGCAUAUCUUAAUGAUCACACUGGUAGCGAUCAGGAACCAACAUCUUCUGACGCUCCGUUCAAUUCGUUGGGUGUGGUAAAUAAUUCGGCUGAGUCUACUCAUUCAGAUUCGAAACCAAAAAGAUGCGCCGCCGAUUCAACGACACCCGUUGGCGAUGAGUCAGACAAUAGCUCUCUCAAUGACCUCUCUAUCUGCAAUGAAAGCAGGCGACGGAUAUCUAGACAUCCUCCAGUGGAAAACCCUGGAAGCACCUUAGCGCAUACGUGCACAUCAGGCUCUGUUUCUUUUGUUGAUCCUUUGCGAACCGCCCCUGCAACAUCAAACGACGAAGCCAUUGAAUUGGAUUCUUCUGUGAAUACAGACGUAGCCAGCAGUCGCGAUGUCGAUGCCCAUAAAGCAUCUAUACUAAGGAAAUUCGAGUGGGAGGGACCUCCUCCACCACCUUUAGAUGCUGAGAAAACAGGACAACUCAUGAUGUUGUCACGUAAUGAAUGCCCAUUCUGCCCAGCCGCCAAUGGUUCUCGAGGUUUGCGUGUCCCUGCAUUUGCUAAUGAUGAAAUCAAAGAAGAAAAUAUGAAGAGAUACCGGUUGUCCAUUGGCGAGCACGUGAACCCCUUGAAAUUUCUUUUGGAUCCUUCUCAGGACGGGAAUCUACUUUGUUCGUCGUGCGAAAAGGCUUCGUUUCCAAAGCUUUCGAAUCUUCGGGUCCACUGGAUCCGUUGUGUGGAAGUCUGUGGUCGGUACAGAAAAGACUUGCGACUAGGACGAUUAGUCUUAGAGUCGCCGACAGUAUCAACAACACCUAAACAGCGCAGCAAGAAUCCACCCGUAAAGUGUCCGCUUUCAAAUUGUAUUUCGGCUUGGCGUCCAAGUUUCAUUUAUCCGAAUUCUGUUGGACAGCUGUCACACAUGUUGGCCAGGCAUCUUGUUGAAAAACAAGCCUAUGACAUAGCCGUAGAAAUUGGAAAAACUGAACGCCUUGACAAGGUUUUUCCUUACUUGGACGUAUCGAAAUCCUUCACAAACACCUUGAACCACCCAAAGACUUUGUGCCUACAAUGUUCAAAGUGUGAACACGGCUUCCGCACACCAAAUGAGCUGGUGCAACAUGCGAAACGCUAUCAUCCAACAGACGAACAUUACUCUGGAGCCCCAAAGUGUCCCUUCAGUUGCGAUAAGAGGAUGCAACGUCGAUUCCACGGGAUGUCUGACGGGGUCUUGAGACUGCUUCAUGUGUUUAAAGUUCACUUGGACAUGCAAGAAGCUGUCAAAUGGAUUCAACAUUGGCCUGAGAGAUUCGGUUCAAUCAUGGAAAGUGAGCAAGUUUACAAGUUCGACGUGCUGAAAUCUCUUGAAAGUUCUAUUUCUACUGCAUCUGCGAUGAUCAGCUGUCUCUUCUGCAAAGAGCUAAUUCCAGUCGAUAAUUACUUGAAACGACAUCGGAAACCGGGAAGUCCCUGCUUUGAUGAAACAGAUGGAGCGAAGUCUGGGAAGGUGUUGGCGUUGACAGCAAGGAGCAAAGCGCUUUCCUCUCGCGUUUUACCUUGUUCGACAAGAAGGGAUGUCUGGAAGAACAUGCCCUCUGUGAGACGAAAGAUGCGGCAUUGCGAUUACUGCUCAAGAGGUGUUCCACUGAGUGACAAAUACUCCGAUGAGGUUUCAUUUCUCCUACACGUUGUUCAUGCUCACGUGCAAAAUGAAGUUGCAGUAAAAUGGGUUAAAUCGAGGGAUUACCAUACCUACGUAAGAGAAUUCCCUUAUAUUGACGUCAUAGCUACAUGUGAUGCAUCUCGUGAACGUGGAAAACCCGUCCUACAUUGUGCCAUUUGCAAUUUUACAACUGAUACAUCUCGCAGAAUGAUGCACCAUGCGAGAUUACACGGGGAAUUAAUGCGAAAUGAUAGCAAUUAUCCUGAUCGCUGCUGUGCUUGCGGAAAUGGGAUACCAGCGUGUAAUCAGGUGAAGGAAUCUUUUCAGCGACUUUGUCAUGUUCUGACAAAUCAUGUCGAGGAUGAAAAUCUCGUACGAAAAAGUGUCACUGCUUACGAGAUCGACUAUUCUGCUGAAGGUGGUGUCAGAAUAUUAGACGCACAAAGAAGUCUGGAAUCGUCCAACGGACGCAGGGCCGUCUUCGUUUGUGCUAGUUGCGGAUUAUCUUUUUUAAAUGGCUACGCGCUCAUAAACCACGCGAAAAUUCAUGAAAGACAUGAAAAUGUGGAGAAGAAGCGAGUGUUGGAAAGAAAGCCUCCUACUGUUUGUUCGUACUGCAACAGAAUGUUGUUGUGCUCUACACGUUAUUCCCCACGAAUUACACUCCUAGCGCAUUUUGUUAAAUUUCACAGAUUGUCGCAGGAGAAUCUGAAGGAUUUUGCUGCUAAAUGUUCUACCUGGAAAAUCGUAUCAGAGUUUCCCUAUAUUGACCCAGUUGUAUCGAUCAACAAAGGAAAACUACAGUGUGCAUUAUGCGAAGCCUCAUUUCCUGACACUUCCCAGAUGCUGAAGCAUGCGAUGAUUGUGCAUGAGGCAAACGAACCGAGCGUUACUAAUGAAGAAAUAGAUCUGGAAGGAGAUCUAUCAUUACAUCAGCCUGAAAAUGAAGAAGACGAACAACCUUCGCGCACUAUUCUCUACUCAGAAACGGCAAGAGAAGCUGGGAGUUUUGGCGGAGUUUCAAAAACAUCCGAGACCAUCGAUGCUUCAGUCCCAAUCACCCAAGACAAGCAAAACUCCGCUGAAACUAGCGACUCAAAGUUUUCUGCUGAUGAAAGGGGAACUAAGGUCUCGUACGCAUUGCGCACACCCAAGAAGGAGUUAAAAGUGGAAUCCAUUCGACGAGAGUCCCGAUCUUAUGCUCCUUCUAACACAAGAAUACCGCAGUUACCAUCCUCUUCAGAUGAAGAAGCUAACAGAGAAUGGUGUCCAGAUCACACGAUAUGUGAUGCUGAAGCAAGCAGUGUGACUGAAGCUCAGGAUCCUGAGCUCAAAGUAGGCAGCACGAUCAGCCAUCAAACGCAAGAAGAUGAAGAUGACGACAGUAGCUGCAGUUUGUCCGAAGGCAGCCAAUCUCUUACCCAACAAUCCUGUGCUGCAUCUGCGUUAAGUGACAGUAUGCACCCGAAAAUCAUCGAUACGCAGUCUACUUCUCUAGCUGUACCGUACACUAGCACACCAAAAUCCGAGAAACCUAAUCGUACGUCCAGCUCUACGAAUAAAACAGGUUCUAUAUUGUCGUGGUUAUCACCAGUGGACCGAUCAAUAGUGCCCUCACGACGUGCAGAAUUGAUCCUUGAGCCGAACCUGAGUACAACAUCGGGGCGAAAUAUAAGAGAUGCACUCAACAAUGCUUGUGGAUCCUUGGAUUCGACUGUUUUUAAGGUGAAACCACCCAGCCAUAUUUCUGGCGAGGGAACACUGUUUGAUGAAUUGCCUCAACGUAUUGUUCAGAAGAUUGCCAUGCAAUCGAAGCCACCAGAUGACAUUAGCCAUAUUGUGGGAGCAAAGGGGUACCCGUGCAAUUUCUGCGGAUUCAAGGGUCGCACUGUUAAUGACAUCAGAAGACACACCAGUAUGUCCCAUUCGAAAGUUCUACCUUCCUUAUCUACGAAAAUUGUUUCUCCAUGUCAUUUGUGUAAUGAGAUAUUCGAAAAACGAACAUUGUUACUAAAGCAUAUCACAGACUUUCACGCCGACGUUCCGAAACCAUUCAGAUGUGCGUACUGCUCGAAAACGUAUGCAACCUCACAGAGGGUGCGUGAACACGAAAGACGAUCCCAUGAAUCACGAUUGUUUCUUGAUGCAGCAAAUUUGGUUUGCCCUCACUGUGAUAAGGAAUUUGAUAGCAAAAGGAAUCGAGACGAGCACGUCAAGAGACAUAGCAACCCUGAUAGUACAUUAGGUAGAGGAUUUUAG